UUACCGUUUAUCUCUGAACAUGACUGGCAAACACGGGAGCUUCGUCACAUGCAGAGGAUACAAGAUGUGAAAGUAUGCCUGAGCUUUAUCACGGAGUCGAUUGAGGAUUACAACAAGCUGCAGUACCAGCAGAGUAAGGCGCUGGCAUGGAAGCGCUAUAUCGACUGUGAUGGCCUGCCACGGGUAUCUGACCCGCCAGAUAUCCGUAAAAUGAUAGCCGAAUUGAAUCAUUUCGAGGAGUUGGAAACGACGUCGACGGUCAGUUGGGAACUGGCUGUGGAUGAACGCAGCGUUCUCUCGCAGAGCAUCUUCCGGCAGGACCUGACGCGCCGAACACUCCAGGAGACUCUCCGCCCCAAUAUCGGCAAGUUCUUUGAGGAGGCUGUGUCGCGUAUUCUCAUUACUCUCGAACGCAUUGAAUGCAUGCUAAACAACGAGUACGACUUGAGUAAUCUCUCAAACGAACGGAUCAUUGAAAUAUUAUGUGUGCGUCCAGAGCUGAGUCGGGAGAUCGAUGUGCUCUUUGAUAAGCUCACCUACCGCAUUGUUUCAGCACCGAGUGCCUUCAGAACGUCAUACGAUGGUAUAAAGGAAACCUAUUGCUACAAUUGCUCCAAUUUUAAUUAUCAACUCUGGUGGCUUAGCGAUGUGCCCGUGCGCUUCGAGUACAUGGAACUACCCCUAAUAGUGGCCGAUUUGGACGGUGUGGGCAUUAAGGUGCAGAUACCGCUUAGUGUUUUAUGUGACAAUCUAACUCUGCGCUGUGUCCACACCCUCUUCGAUCAUUUGUCGGAGGAAGCGAAAAGCUAUGAGCAGGUCAUCCAUGGCGCGGUGAAUAUCAACGGGGGCAUAAUGGACAUCGAGGAUUGUCUGGUCAACGAAUGGCUGAUGCAGUUGAAUAUUCUCGACAAAAUAAUAUCAGAAUUAGAACAAACGUUAACCGAAUAUGAGCAAUAUAUGGCAGAGGUAGCCCAAAAGGAAGCAACAACUCGAUUGGACGAAAAAAGAACAAAAAAAGCUGGUAACAGAAAAGAACCUAAAUCAAAACAUUUAGAGAAAAGGAUUGUAAAGCCGCCUGAAAUGUUUCCGGAGGGUAUGUUUCCUGAUCCCUUACAGACGUUUAUAGAGCAAGAGCAACAGGAGUUUGACGAUUUCUUAAAUCAGUUUCUAAAUCCUGAAAAUUUGAACUUGGCUCCUGAUGAGAUCAAUUUGCGACAAUAUAAUAUUUUGGGAGGCCUCUAUUCGAUGCACUUUGUGCGAAAGCCUCUGCACAAGGCCUUUGAAAGGUUCAACAUAACCCUGCACGAGGAUGGACGAAUACUAUAUACCCAGCAAGAUGUGCGAGCAGAUAUUGGCAGUCGCAGAGCUACGGGUCUAAAGUCACGAUUUAACUAUACCCAAGCAAUGGAAUCACCGGAGAAUCGACACUUAAAACUGAACCCAGAUGAGGUUUCAUAUUUCUGUUUGACCUUCCAAUUGCCAGAGAUGCUGUGUCUAUUCGGGGAGCCCGUGGUAUGUCAGUUUAUCGAAGAGGAGAUCGACGAUAAUGAGUCAGACGAGGUUUCGAUUGAAGCUGGAGAAGUCCACAAACACAAAAAGAAACAUAAAAAGCAUUCAAUUGCAAAGAUAGGUCAGGAAAGUAGGAAGAGUAAAAUGCGAACAUCGGGGGGCUUGGAAGAACGUCUACCCAGACCUAAUAUGACGCUCAUCAAACGAAAGUCGAUGAAUGUUACAAAUAUCUAUCGUCCCUCUGUCAUAAGUGUACUUCGUAACAACUUUACGCGCCUCUCUAGCACCAUUGAAGGCGAAUUGCAUGACUUUGAGGUGGACGGUAAGCAGGGAAAACCUCUAACUCCCCUUCAAGUCCAUGAGCUGGCACGAUAUUGUAUGCCUCGUAUAUUGUCCUCGUUCAAGUUUCCGAUGGAGUUCCGCUUGGAGCGAACCGAAGAAGUGGCCCAGAGAGCUAGGCGCGGCUGCACGCUGUUGCGUCGGCAUCACGUCGAGCCCAAGGUGGUCCAAGAAGACCAGAAGCCAGAGUUUUUCAGCUAUGAUAAGCAGACAGGGCCCGAAAGACUAUUUCCCAUUUUCGAUCAACAUGAGCCAUCGAAAUUUCUCGUUGAAGAAUCAGAUAUAGAUUCGUUAGAAAGCAAACAUGUGAAAGUCCGUCGUACAAGCAAAACUCAGGACCCGAGUGAUCCCACAAAGGUCACAUUUUAUGGGAUACUGCACACUUUAGAUGGAAUCGAAGAAAAGUAUAUGACUCGUACAAAAGCAAUAAUGGAUCAGUCGUUUGGCACUAAAGGUUUACGGCUAGCCCCAUCAGAUAUGCGGACAAAGUCAUCUUCAAAUCGCAUGUCCGUAAUGAACAGUAAACUAACCUCACUUAUAAAGACCUCACGCUCGUCCCAUUCGGGUCAUAUUUAUAUUGAUUUACGGUCAGGCAGCGAAACAGCCAGCAUAACCUCCUACGAAUCUGUGACCACAAAAAAAUCAGUAAAGGAGUCUCUGAAACCAAAAAAAAAGCUACCCAAAGUGAAACACUGGACCACUAGAUACAUAAAGCACACCGAGUUCUUACCGGAAUCUUGCACAUUCAAGAUACAAACAGACCGAUUGGGCGUAUUUGGUUUUGCAUUCAAGAGCUACGAGCACUUUCCCUUCAAAGGCUGGUCCCUGAAAUACAACAAGGAUAAUAUCAACGAAAUCAUAUUUACAUUGGACACCUGUCAUGUGCGCGUCAUCUUGUUCAUAACCAACGCGGGCAUCCGGGGUUACGCAACAAAGAUAAUUGAGGAAUAUGUUGCCAAUCCGAUCAAGUAUCUGGAAAUCAAAGAGCCCACAUCAGACUUUACUGAGUUGCGUAGGCGCUUCUGCGAGAAUAACAUCAAUAUAUUUGCAGCGCACGAUGCCUGCUACUAUAUUGAGAAAGGUUACUUCUCGCAGAAGCAUCUGGCAACUGAGUUGCAUGUCUACGAUGCCUUUGCCAUCCACUGCAAGCUGAUCAAAUUCUAUCGCUGCGAUUGGAAUCGUUUGGCUCCUCGCCGAGAUAUAUUGCUCUGUUUGCGUAAUCCCAAAGAUGUGAACGAUGGUGCGGAUGUCACGAUUCGCGUAACGCCCGAUAACUCAACAUUUGUGGAGGUCAGUGAGUCAUGUAUGGAUGAUGUCGAUGAGAUUAAGCUAAGCUAUCACCUCACUUGGCGCAACAUUGGAAUUUAUUCGGAUGUGCAUCACCUGAUCAACUCAAUGUAUCCACAGGCGACGGAUGUGAGAAAUCGUGAUCCCAAGCUAAUUCACUACAUACGCACACUGUUCAAGGAGAUCAGGCCUUUAAGUUUCUCCUAGUUGGGGAUAGAUGCUGAGAGGAGUGCCCUUUCCAUAUGUAGCUUUAAUAAAAACGCAUACGCUUCUCCAAUUGACGUCAAUUAAAACCAAUUUGUAAA
Molecule: messenger RNA, 3440 nt
Organism: Drosophila navojoa
Lineage: Eukaryota; Metazoa; Arthropoda; Insecta; Diptera; Drosophilidae
Molecular function (GO): microtubule binding; beta-tubulin binding
Source: RefSeq, a predicted model, not a curated record